This is a messenger RNA of Pan troglodytes (chimpanzee), 513 nucleotides long. It is a transcript of the gene CAMP, whose product is annotated as cathelicidin antimicrobial peptide. Gene Ontology annotation, biological process: innate immune response; antimicrobial humoral immune response mediated by antimicrobial peptide; defense response to Gram-negative bacterium. The record is from RefSeq and is marked provisional. NCBI's taxonomy places the organism in Eukaryota, Metazoa, Chordata, Mammalia, Primates, Hominidae. Gene Ontology annotation, molecular function: lipopolysaccharide binding. The coding region runs from base 1 to 513 and encodes 170 amino acids. The transcript is spliced from 4 exons. Gene Ontology annotation, cellular component: extracellular region.
AUGAAGACCCAAAGGGAUGGCCACUCCCUGGGGCGGUGGUCACUGGUGCUCCUGCUGCUGGGCCUGGUGAUGCCUCUGGCCAUCGUUGCCCAGGUCCUCAGCUACAAGGAAGCUGUGCUUCGUGCUAUAGAUGGCAUCAACCAGCGGUCCUCGGAUGCUAACCUCUACCGCCUCCUGGACCUGGACCCCAGGCCCACGAUGGAUGGGGACCCAGACACGCCAAAGCCUGUGAGCUUCACAGUGAAGGAGACAGUGUGCCCCAGGACGACACAGCAGUCACCGGAGGAUUGUGACUUCAAGAAGGACGGGCUGGUGAAGCGGUGUAUGGGGACAGUGACCCUCAAUCAGGCCAGGGGCUCCUUUGACAUCAGUUGUGAUAAGGAUAACAAGAGAUUUGCCCUGCUGGGUGAUUUCUUCCGGAAAUCUAAAGAGAAGAUUGGCAAAGAGUUUAAAAGAAUUGUCCAGAGAAUCAAGGAUUUUUUGCGGAAUCUUGUACCCAGGACAGAGUCCUAG